Messenger RNA from Pygocentrus nattereri (red-bellied piranha), 4605 nucleotides. It is a transcript of the gene abi1b, whose product is annotated as abl-interactor 1b. Bases 90 to 1574 code for a protein of 494 amino acids. Gene Ontology annotation, cellular component: intracellular anatomical structure; lamellipodium. Gene Ontology annotation, molecular function: SH3 domain binding. Lineage: Eukaryota; Metazoa; Chordata; Actinopteri; Characiformes; Serrasalmidae. The transcript is spliced from 11 exons. The record is from RefSeq and is a predicted model, not a curated record.
GAGAGACAGACAGAGAGAGAGAACGAGGGGGAGAGAGGGAGAGAGAGAAAGAGAGAGAGAGAGAGGAGCGGAGACGGAGGGAUGUAAAGAUGGCAGAGCUACAAAUGCUCCUGGAGGAAGAGAUCCCGGCUGGGAAGCGAGCUCUGCUGGAAAGCUACCAGAACCUCUCCCGGGUCGCCGAGUACUGCGAGAAUAAUUAUGUGCAGGCGCAGGAUAAGAAGAAAGCCUUGGAGGAGACCAAAGCCUACACAACCCAGUCUCUGGCCAGCGUGGCCUACCAGAUCAAUGCCUUAGCCAACAACGUGCUGCAGCUGCUGGACAUCCAGGCCUCGCAGCUGCGCCGGAUGGAAUCCUCCAUCAACCACAUCUCCCAGACUGUGGACAUCCAUAAAGAGAAAGUUGCAAGACGAGAGAUUGGGAUUCUGACCACCAACAAGAACACGUCCAGGACCCACAAGAUCAUUGCCCCUGGCAACAUGGAGCGGCCAGUGCGUUACAUCAGGAAGCCCAUAGAUUAUACCCUGCUGGACGAUGUGGGCCACGGUGUCAAAUGGCUAAAAGCAAAGCAAGGGAACAGCCAGCCUGCCAGGGCAGGGGCAGGGACUUUAUCAAGGACUAAUCCGCCCACACAGAAACCACCAAGCCCACCCAUGGCAGGGCGGGGCACCCUGGGAAGGAACACGCCCUAUAAAACUCUGGAGCCUGUCAAGCCUCCGGUGGUGCCUAACGACUACAUGACCAGUCCAGCUCGGCUAGGAGGUCAGAACAGCCCUGGACGCACAGCCUCGCUCAACCAGAGACCCAGGACACACAGUGGAAGCAGUGGGGGCAGCGGUGGCCGAGAGAACAGCGGGAACAGCAUGGGCAUCCCUUUGGCUGUUCCAACACCCUCCCCUCCAAGCAUGGCACCAGUGGUUCCCCAAGGUCCUGGUCUAGGGCCAGUUCCGAUGUCCCAGUUCGGCACCAUCUCUCGGCAGAUUUCCAGGCACACCUCCUCCUCCACCUCCUCCUCUGCCUCCAUGGUGUCGGCCACAGGCACGUACCGCAGAGCGCCCUCCAGCUCUGCCCAGUUCUCCGUGCCCCAGCCACACCUCAACGGGGGUCCCACAUACCCCCAAAACACAGUGUCUGUGGCCCAGCCGCCUCCCCCCAUGGUGCAGCUAACUCCCCAGAUUCCUCUCACUGGCUUUGUGGCCAGAGUUCAGGAGAACAUAUCAGACAGCCCCUCCCCUCCCCCGCCCCCACUCCCUGAGGACACGCCCAUGUUUGAGGAAGCGGCCCCGCCCCCUCCACCUCCUCCUGUGGACUAUGAGGAAGAAGACGCCUCUCUGGUGCACUAUAAUGACCCUUACGCUGACGGCGACCCUCACUGGGCCCCCAAGUCCUACAUAGAAAAAGUGGUGGCCAUCUACGACUACACCAAGGAUAAGGAUGACGAGCUUUCCUUCAUGGAGGGCGCCAUCAUCUACAUCAUCAAGAAAAACGACGACGGCUGGUUCGAGGGCGUGUGCAACGGCGUCACCGGCCUGUUCCCCGGCAACUACGUGGAGUCCAUCAUGCACUACGCCGACUAACAAACACCGACUAACCAUCAAAAACAAACAUUUACGAAGUGCAUUAGGAUAUGACCGAAUGUUUGUUUUCGUCCGACGUAUUUAAGUAUUUGCUGUGCGUGUCGAGGGACUGAGCGAACACAAAGGUGAAUGCGGAAAGAACAGCAGCAAGUCUUCGCUUCUUUCUAGCUAGGUCUUUUUGUUAUAUAUAUAUUUUGUACAUACCGUACUGUACGAAGCUGCCUGUAGAUCGUUAACUAGUGUGUUUUCGUGCGUGUUUCGUCAGUGUAGCGAGGCCAGUCUUUGCAGUAUGCCAACUUGUCGGCUAGGGCUUGUUUUUAUUCAGAAGUGCUCGUUGUAUUUUUUUCCGUAACUUACUGCCAAACUCUUCCCUCGUGUCAGGGAAGACGUGUUCUGAAUGUUGUUUCUUAAAUGUGAUUCAUGCCUGGCUGACGAUCAGGCGAAAACCGGGAAAACGAUCGUCGUGACUUUUUUUUUUUUUUUUUUUUUCGGUCUGUUUUUCCAUUUUUGCCUCCCAUCUUCGCCUACACUGUAUUUUAAUUCCACCUUCAUUGCUUCGGCUUGGCCGAGACUGAGGAAGGAAGCAGUAUUACUUAGAAAACUACUCUACUUGUUUAUGUGGCUUAAGGCUACACUGGUAUCAGACGAAGGCACUGUUGGAUGAGCGAACCCAGUGUUCCUCACAGUUCAUCUCUUAAGACUACUCAAAAAACGAACAGCUGUCCACUACCAUGAAGAUCAUAUCACUUCCACUUUGCCCAUGUAAUCACGUCAUUAUUUGGAUCGUUGGCUUAUUUUCCUAUUUUUAGUCACUUUCCCUUCCACCGUGGGUCCGAAAGUGUCCAGAUACCCGCUCAUUUAAUAGUACCCAGGAUUAUUAGCGAGUUUGCUGCAGGAACGUCUCCUUUUCAUCUGAGGAGGCUUUGCUGAAACGUUGCUUCUGACAACCCAGAGGCUUUUGAUUGUGCCCCAUCACUGCAGUAUGGGUUCAUAUAUUUUAUUUUAUUUGAUCCGUUUUCCAGUGAUAACAUAGUUUUAUUUGUUCUCUCAAGAUCUUGAGCCAUUCGUGCGAUUAUUCCAACAUAGCAAAUGUUGGUCUCCCAAAAACAAACUAACCAAAAGUUUAUUUUACAGAACGCAACAGAAAGUCACAGCUAACAUGGUGCUUGGAUUUCAGUUCAACCAUCAGCCUUACUGAACCAAUCAGCCUGCAGACAGAAAAACAGAUAAAAUGGUCCACAAAGUCAGGAGUUUUGGCCCGAAUGGAGCAUUCCUUAAGUUUAAUGACACAGGAUUUCAGCAUAAUUCAUUCAUCUGGAUUCCCACAAAGCCAUUCAGACUGGGUUGAUGUGAAAUAAAUCAUUGCAUUUUUAUGGCCUUAAUAAUCUGAUAACUAAAAUCAGAUUUUGUCAAAUGCUGGUUGCUUUUUUUCCAGUACUUCAGUCUGUUUUCACACAUGCACAGACAAAAACGAAAGAAAUCAGAGUAAGAGUUCACACGCGCUGAGAAACCUGAUUACUGUGCUGAAAUCCGCUUCCCUUUAUUGGAUUUCUAGGAAAUCAGAGUGUGACCUCUUGAAUGAUCAGAAAACUGGAGAAAUCUGGAUGAUCAAAUUAUUAAGUGCAUGUAAACACGCUCAGUGUCGAGAAACUUACUGUUACCUUUUUAUUUCCAAAAAACACCAGUGAACCUACUACUGAGUGUUUAUAUGAAAUGUUGAUGAUGGUUAAGUAGCAGUAGAUCUGACAACAUAUAGAUUUAUGGCCGGACUCGUCUCAAAACUAUCAUAAAACAGCGUCUCGUGCAUCAGGCAGUGAAUUCAUAAUACUUUCAUGUAGGAACUUUCUGUGAGGGAGCUUUUAGAGGUGGACGUCUGGUUCCCAUCAGCACCACUGUGAGCCGUUCGACGCUCUAGAGCAGGAGCUUUUCACACCAAACCACCAUGAUUGACUGUUUACGUCAAAACAGUUGAAUAUUGCGCAAAAUUUUGAAAAUCAGCUCCUCUAUAAAACCCGUAAGCAGACUGAAGAGUCGAAAGAUGAUCUGUUAUUGUGAAGAUAAAGACAGGAGUGAAAAAUGAGAGCGCUUGUUAUGUCGUUAUCAAGAUCUAGAAAAAAAUGGUUGUCCUGAGAUAAAUAACUCAAGCUGUAAUAGAACAAAUAAAAUACAAACGUUAUCACAAGAAAACGGAGUGAAGCCCAUGAACCUUUCAGGGCUUCCGUACUUCAAAAAACCAGCGAGGUAAUCUGAGGAAAGAAAUUAGGAAAAGAACGUUACAGGUGCAGAAACACCUCUAGAGGGCAGCAGUGAGUGAUGUUUGUUUAUUUGAGCUCAUAUUCCAUCGUUAUGGAUUAAUGCUGGAAACUAUAGCAGCACACAGAACUACAUGCUGCCAUGCUGAGCAGUUUUGGGUGCAGCUUAACUUUAUUAAAUAUAGGCCAGAUGAAGAAUUUUGCGAAUUAUUAGCGAAUCAUUUACUCAUCAUUCCAGAUGACAUCAUUUCAGAUGAGGAUAAUUCCAGGCUUCCUGACCACUGCUUCCUGACCACUAAGUGCGCCAAACUGUAAAAUACAGCACUAUGUUGAUGUGUUCAUUGCUAUUUUUAGAGUUAGAACAAGUUUGCCAACCAAUUAGAAAGGGUGUCUGGACACUUUUGAGCCUAGUGGUCAGUUUCAGCUGAUUUUCUGGUCACUGUAUGGAAAGAGAAUGAGAAACGCUCUUUGGCUUGAAUGCCAAGACGAGUCCGUGUGUCUCGACUGCUGUUGAAGGCUGUUUAGCCGUGUGAGGAUUUUUCCUUUGGUUGUAUUUAUUUAUUCAGAUGAAGUAUAUGUGGGAAUGUAACUCACUGAGAGCUGUCCGAACCAUGACCAGUCAAUGUUACUCAUUGCAAGGCCUUGUCAUAAGACGUGCAGAUGAUGCAGUCUAAAUGUCCUUCCCUGAGGUGCUCUGCAAUGACUCUUUCAUCAUCUUGUAUAUAAUCUGUUUUCUCAAUUUAUGUACAGCCUUUUUUAUAAUAAAGCACUGUCCUGUA